GGAACAAAGUUGUAAUAUGAUCUCCCCGCCUCCUGCAGGUUAUUUGUAAGCAGGUAGACGCAGGAGUUCAGAGUAGAACGCUUUUUGGUCUGUCGUGGGGAUAAUUUUGGAAGUAGUUGUGAAAAUGAAUCCCUCUUUCUGGACCUUCCUGCUGGCAUGCAUUUGCUUCCCGGCGAUCGGAAAUGCGAAACUGCAACUGGCUAUUAAGGAACCCUCCGGACCAAUCGUGGAAGGGAAUGAUGUAAUUUUGCAGUGUUUAGACGAUGGGCAAGACAUGUCUCAUGUCAAAUUCCAGAUGUAUCACAAGUGGUUGCGGUCCUGGUUAACUAUCGAUACUACUACUUCCUUCCGUUGCUGGUACUACAGUUUUAACGUCAGCAGAGUUAAUGGGGAACUUCUGCUUCGGGUGAAGCAGAUGUACAAAUGGCAUGCAGGUCCAUACCGAUGUGUUUCCAAUGGAACUGAUGGACAGGGCGCCUCUGAGAAUGUGACUGUCCCUCUUCAGUAUCUCAACCAACUAGCCAUCUCUGAACCCGGGAGUGUCUUUAGCCGUUACAUGAGAGACCCACGAGUUGUGAGGGUGAUGCGAGGAAAGGAUGUUGAGGUCAAAUGUUGUGCGAGCUCUUCUGAGCCCCCAGUGUUCCAGUGGAAGAGGAAGGGCAAUGAGUGGGUUUACCCAAACAGCAACUUAAAGAUUGUGAAGAUCACCCCAGAACAAGGUGGACUAUACACUUGCAAAGCUACUCACCCUUCAAUCCCGAGUUUGACCCAGUCUAAAUCGAUUCUGAUUGAGGUUGUGGAAGAACCACUGAGCUCACUACAACUGAGUGACAUGAACCUGAUUUUAGCGAUAGCCAUUCCAACUGGAGUCCUCCUCUUGGUGAUCAUUGGCAUCGUGGCUUACAGGUGCAAAGCAAAGAGGAAUGAGAAAGGAAUGAAGCCUCUGGAUAACCAGGCCGUCAAGACCCCUAUCUGGAAGGGGAGUGACUCAUCCAUUCCCAGCUGUGUGACCGAUUCCGUUCCUCUGGUCAUGUGAACCAUACACCAGGAAGGAAGCCUUUGAGAAGGAGGUGGGAUGGCCACAAUGCUGAUCGAGCUGAGCAAUUUAAAACUCUUCAUCUCUUAUCUGCUUUUGCCUCACAACCAUGGAGGGAGGGAAAUGUUUAAAUUUAAUGAAUUGCUCAAUCACAAUUAUUUUUAUCAGGGCUGCAGUGUCCUUUCCUGUGAAAUGUGCUGGCAAAGGAGACAGUGUUGCAGAUUUGUCUUUUAAUUCAAGGCAGUGAGGAAUCCUCGUAAGACAUUUGAGGCUAUUUUGUUGGAAAGUUGGGAGCGUGCUUUCGGGACAAAAUUGUCCAGAAGCCUCCCAUCUGUUAUUUCACCUUGUGGGCAACAGGUGGCGCCACUCUAGAGUAUGGGGAGCCAUCUGUUGGUAGUGAUGAAGUACUGCGCCUCACCCUUUGCAAAUUCACUGAACACCUAUACAGACAUUUCAAAUAAACCUGUUACUGAAAUUGACAUGUUUCUGGGGAUCCCUGGCAAAUAUUGACACAUUCCAGGGGAACUUCUGUCUUAACUGGAAUUGCUGCCAGGACAUUCUGCACCACCCCCCGCCGUCCCAAAUGAUCUAAACUUCAAAUAGAAUCAAAGCCAUAAUUUAUGACUGUAGAAAUGCUGGUGACUUUUCACUCCAGUGCUAAAGCCUUUGAACGCUGACUCCCUGCAUGGUUGCUGCAAGUCUUUGCAUUUAUAUAUUUCUGAAAUUAAUUUUCUUGAUUUUUGUUAGUCUCUCAGAUUAUAAUCAUUCACUUUGCACUUUCGACAAUAGUUGCAGAUGUCAUAGAAAUAUUUAAGUCGUGCUGAUUUUCUUUCAGUUGAUAUUUAGAGUUGAGUUUUCCUGUAUCAACAUUUCUAUUCAAUUUAUUGCACACUUGCUUUCUGUUGUGAUAGUUAUGAGGGCAAUUUAUAUUUCCUGUAAGUGGUUUUUUUGUUGUAGCCUGCUCACAGAAGUAGCACUUUAGAGCUUGUGAUGAGCAAUCUGCAUGAGAUAGUAGCAGUGAUUGAUCAAAGUAGCGCCUCCUCCUGGCAGAAGGGCACUGCUGCAGUGGAGUUUUGUUUUAAAUGGGUUUGCUCCUGCUCACUCUCUCAUUUCCUUCUCUUGGUUCUGUCACCCGCGACAAACAGGCACCAAAGAUAUUUGUGAUCAGGGAUAAUAGGAAUUGCAGAUGCUGGAGAAUCCAAGAUAACAAAGUGUGAAGCUGGAUGAACACAGCAGGCCAAGCAGCAUCUCAGGAGCACAAAAGCUGAUGUUUCGGGCCUAGACCCUUCAUCAGAGAGAAGGGUCUAGGCCCGAAACGUCAGCUUUUGUGCUCCUAAGAUGCUGCUGCUGUUCAUCCAGCCUCACACUUUGUUACCUAAGAUAUUUGUGUCAGAAAAGAUUCAGAUUGAGGAUGAGCAGAGGAGUCAAAAUUGUCAGUAAAAGCCGUGAAAAUCUUCUUCAACUUUUACUUUAGAAAAGCAUUGGCACCUGUAAAGACCCUACCUCGCAUUUAAGCCAAGCCUCAGGGUAUAGCAUAAAGAUGACUGCACUCCGAUGUCCCUUUCUAAUGAUGGAAAUAUUCCCUCUUUACCCGAUCUGGGAAUAUAGUUGACUCCACUCCAGUCUCUAGUGCAAAAAACGUCUGGUCCUCUGCUGCACUGCGUUGGAGUCUUAACUCAAAAUUCCUGAGAAUAGAGACUGUCCGAGAUUGCACUAUUUCACUCGCCCUCUUCCCAGCUGCGCCUGCACAGCAGUGGAAUUUUGCUUUUGAGUUUGUGCUUUAGCUUCAAUUUAAACCUUGCAUUCCUGAAAGUUCACCCCCACACCUCCCUUCAUUUUGAAAGUUCCCCUUGAGAUGGUUUCCUUCAUGGUGGCAUGUCCAAAGCCUGACAACUCAGUCAAAAAAAUGCACUCGUCUACAGUACCCCCACCCCCCCCCCCCCCCACCCCCCUGCCAAAAAGCAAGUCCUCUGAGUUUUUUUUUCAUGAAUCUCUUCAAUCCCUCUAGGGCCUGACCCUCCUGUCCCUGGAACACUGUCUCCCUAGUUGAUUCAAUCGAACCCCCACCCCCAAACCACCCCUGACCCCGGUAACCUUCCCUGCUCCAAAGGGAACAAUCCCGGCCUAAGUCCGUGAACACCCUCAUCCCAAAUGUGUAAGCCACGUCUCUGUUUUUGAGAUGCACACACAACUCAGCUGGAUAUUUUUUACAGGGUUAGAAGUUUUGUGCCUGUUUCUGUGGAUCGCAGAUUAUUUAAUUAGCUAAUUCUGACAGGAAAAUGAUUUCCAACAGUGAAAAGACAUUGUAUUUCAAUACAAAUGGCCUGUAGUGUUUUUCUCUGCCCCUGUUUGUAUGGGCAGGAACAGUGGUAGGUGUAUGGGCAACAGUAAUUUCAGCUCUGAAUGAUUAUAAUUGGGGAUUUGCUGCUUAUUUGUAUCAAAACUGUCUUACACUAGCUAAAGGAUCUCAAUUCUUCAUAUGUUUAAAUAAACGAUUGAAGUAAACAGAA
Molecule: messenger RNA, 3546 nt
Organism: Stegostoma tigrinum
Lineage: Eukaryota; Metazoa; Chordata; Chondrichthyes; Orectolobiformes; Stegostomatidae
Exons: 8
Coding region: 125-1036 (303 amino acids)
Source: RefSeq, a predicted model, not a curated record